CACCUCGCGGCCUCCAGCCACCUGCUGCUGUCUGUCUUGGGGCCACCCUCCCCGUGCUCCAUCCUGUCCACCAGGCCCAGCGUGGCAACAGCGGGCCGGACUCUGGACCUGCUGCUUCUCAGACGUCUCCAUGACAACCAGGGCCUUGGAGGAGUUGGAUGGAGGCCUGGGCAGUUGCCAAGUGGACGAGGACCUCUCUGCACUUGCUGACCCCUGCCCAGGCCGGCCCCAGGAGGACAGGGCUCAAGCAACAUCCAGGCUGGCCGACUCCAGCAGCUGGCCCCGUGAUUCUCAGGAGCCGGCGGCUGAGGGCAGCACCACAGGCGGUGCGGAUGCUUGGCCCGAGAAAACAGAAAAGGAGCCUGUGGCCAAAGUGGCCUCCGGACCUGGCUUCCGGAGCUCCGCGCUGAAGAAGGCGCAGGCCGCGCCGCCCUCGGAGCCGCCGCCCACGCCCCCGGUCCUGAGCGAGGAGCUGCUCUGGGGACACCUGACGCUCAACAAGUGCCUGGUGCUCGCCUCGCUCGUGGCGCUGCUGGGCUCCGCCUUCCAGCUGUGCCGCGAGGCCGUGGCGGGGGAGGCGGAAGCCCCUGCGCCUGUCCCUGAGCCGUGGGUCCCGCCAAGCUCGGCCCUGAAGGAGCCAGCGUCACCCCUGGCAAAGUCCAUGGCCUGGGCCCCCCCACUGGGACCGCCCGAGCCCCCUGCGAAGGUAGAGGAAAGGGCCGCCGUUCCCAGGAGCAGCAGAGCUACAGGGAAGGACAAAGGGGAGUCUGAAGAGGUCGCUGAGGAGGAGCCCGUGCCGCUUGCCGACCGAGGGCCCAAGGAGAGGCGGAAGAAGGAGGAGAGGCUGAGAAAGGAGAGGCCCCGGAAGGAGAGGCCACAGAAGGAGGAGAGGCCGAGGAGGGAGAGACCCCGGAAAGAGGAGAGGCCGCGGGCUGCCGGGGAGGCCCUACCCCGACGCUGGGAGGCGCGCGAAAGGGGCCAUCGGGCAUGGGCAGGAGGGUCCGGAGACCCCGAGCAUAGGAAGAGGCAGGCCUGGGCCUCCCCGCGGCGCCCCGAUGAGGAGGACCGGCCUCCCGGCCGCCAGAAGCACCACGUGGGCAAGGGGCGGGACUGAGCCAGACCUGGGUCCUGCGCGGGGGUCCCUGAACCUCUGCUCGACCGCCCCACGGUUCCAGCAAAUAAAGCGAGUGCUGUGG
This is a messenger RNA of Kogia breviceps (pygmy sperm whale), 1196 nucleotides long. RefSeq names its product junctional sarcoplasmic reticulum protein 1 (gene JSRP1). The record is from RefSeq and is a predicted model, not a curated record. Gene Ontology annotation, biological process: skeletal muscle contraction; regulation of ryanodine-sensitive calcium-release channel activity. Lineage: Eukaryota; Metazoa; Chordata; Mammalia; Artiodactyla; Physeteridae. Gene Ontology annotation, cellular component: sarcoplasmic reticulum.